UUUUCAUGACGUCAUCACGCAAGACUUCGCGAUGGCGCGCGGCAGUUUGGCGCCUGGAGUCUCAGAGGCGCUGCGGAAGGGUAGUUGCCUGGCUUCGCGUCACCGUGGCAACGAGAACAGCAGUUUCCGGAGGUGUUGGCCGAGAUUUGUUGAUCUACAGAAUGCUUCGAUACCCAUAUUUUUGUAGAAUCUAUAAAAAAUUUCUUUCAUGUUGGUUGGAAUCUGGCGUAUUUAAUUUGGGUGUCUGGCCAAAAAAAAUACAUGCUACAGCAGAAAGAUAUAAUGAAAUCCAGGAGCAAGAAGAUCAAACUGGAGCUCAGGAGUUACGCAGAUCUCAAGAUAGAGAUUCUGAAGCAAUGACUAAAUUACAUAUUCCAGUAAUGGUGGAUGAAGUUGUUCAUUGUUUGGCACCACAAAAAGGUCAGUUUUUUCUAGAUAUGACGUUUGGUUCAGGAGGACAUACAAAAGCCAUUCUACAGAAGGAGUCAGAUAUUAUUCUGUAUGCCUUGGACAGAGACCCAACAGCUUAUGCAAUCGCUGAACAGCUUUCAGAAGUGUAUCCUAAACAGAUCCGAGCUCUCCUAGGCCAGUUCAGCCAAGCAGAAGCCUUACUAAUGAAAGCUGGAGUGCAGCCAGGGACUUUGGAUGGAGUUCUUUUGGAUCUUGGGUGUUCCUCCAUGCAACUUGACUCCCCUGAACGAGGUUUUUCCCUUCGGAAGGAUGGCCCCUUGGACAUGAGAAUGGAUGGUGGCAGGUAUCCUGACAUGCCCACCGCAGCUGAUGUUGUGAACGCUUUAGAUCAACCACUCGCGUCCAUCCUGAGAGCAUACGGGGAGGAAAAGCAUGCCAAAAAAAUUGCUUCAGCAAUCGUUCAGGCGCGCAGCAUCUACCCCAUCACCAGAACCCAGCAGCUCGCCAGCAUCGUUGCAGGUGCAUUUCCUCCCUCUGCUAUUUAUGCACGAAAAGAUUUGCUACAACGAUCUACCCAUAUUGCUACCAAGACUUUCCAAGCUUUCCGCAUAUUUGUGAACAAUGAGCUCAAUGAACUUUACACAGGACUGAAGACAGCUCAGAAGUUUCUGAGACCUGGUGGUCGCCUUGUUGCUCUCUCCUUCCAUUCCCUGGAGGAUCGCAUCAUCAAACGAUUCUUGCUUGGGAUAAGCAUGACAGAAAGAUUUAACCUAAGUGCUAGACAGAAAGUGAUACAAAAAUCACAGUUGGGUUCCAAUCUUGAAAACAAGGAAGGAAUCUCCACAGGAAAAGCCCCUUUAAUGUGGAAAUUGCUGCACAAGAAGGUACUUACCCCAGAAGAUCAAGAUGUACAGGAUAACCCCAGAGGGCGCUCAGCCAAGCUUAGAGCAGCUAUCAAAUUAUGAGAAAGCAUCAUCUGAUCUUUCGAGUUUUUCCUCCCAGUUUCCCUUAAUUUUUUUAUGUGAUAUUCCUGAACAGCUUAACAAAAAAAGUGUGGACUGUAUAUAAAUAUGUACUAUAUAUGUGUGGAAAUUGCAGGUGUUUAGCAUUUUUCCUCAGAAAGAAAAUGUAGGAAAUAUUAGCAUGACACAGAAAGUUUGAUUCAAGGAGAAACAUCAUCUCAAAAUUGGAAAAAUGUGUUUAUCUUUGCAUUAUUUGACUUUUGAAAUGCAAUCCUUUAUCAGGAAUUUUUUUUUAAGAAGAAAAAGAAGGAGAAGAAUAUGUGUAUUUAUCUAAAAAUGUAAACUCAAGCUGUCAAAAGAGAGGUUAUAAUUAUAUCUGCAUGCCGAAAUUCUGAAUUUAGAUAUUAAGAUGUGCAAAAGACUUUUGAUAUCUUGAAUAAUUAGUAAUAAUCUUGGAGUGGAUUUUAAUUUUACUACCUGGUAAUAAUUAAUUCCUACUAUAGCUUUUUCAAACAUAGGUACUAUAUAAAUUUAAAAUUUUCAAGUAUUUUAAAAAUGCAUCAUACUGCUAAAUUUCAUUGCUGAAAUAUAGUGUUCAUUGUUUUAAAGGGAUUUUUCAGUAUGAUAUAUGACAUGUUUGCAUAAAUUACAAACUAAAAAUGUAGAGUUGCUCUAAUAACCAUCACAGAGAAUAUUUCACAAAACUUCUAACUCUCAACAUUUGAAUCCUGCAUUUUUAACUGAGCUAUUCAAAAUAAUUAAACCAAGUCAAUUUGAAAUGGAAAAGGUAUAUGGUCUAUUCAAGAUAUUAGAAUCAAUGCACCCCUAAUGUUCUUACGUACAGGCAGUAACUGCAGUUGUAGAAUGUUUGUUUAGGAGAUGUUCACUUAGUUAGGAAUCUUUAAUAAAUUGAUUAAAUUGAUUCAUAAUUCACAUCACUUUUUUAUUCAUAAAUUUCCACUUCUAAUUUAUUCAGUUAUUCAGCAAGUACUGAACAAAUGCAAGUAAAAUACACAUAGCCCACAAUACCUGUCCUAUGUAGUUUAUAGUUUAGUGAAGGAGAGCACCAGUAGUUAAAUAAUCAAAAAAAAUAAUAUAAAAUUGACACAGCAGUAAGUGCUAUAAAAAAGUGGUGGUACAAGGUACAACAAGUACAUGUAGUAGGAAUUUCAUCUACAGAAGGAAACUAGUUCUAACAGUAUGGUGCUUGAUUUAUGACCUGAAGAAUGAAUAAGAGUUAGUCAAAGGGUGUGUGGACAUGUUGACUAAAGGUGCAUGUAAAUGAUUGUGUUCUUAAGUAAUUCUCCUUGAAGUCAUAUUUACACUAUUACUUUGCUCAGCAAAUUAUUCAAAUACAGGAAAAAAAUUAUCUUCUCAAUUAUGAUUACAAAAUCUAAAUUGGUGAAUCCAAGUGAAUAAAAUAUCAGCGUAACUAUAUAGACAAAAGAUAAGAAUUAAGUAUUUCAAUUUACCUCAGACUUUAUCUACCUCUGUAAUAUUUAACUUUAGUUCCCAAGUUUAUUCACUACAUUUAAUUUACAGGCUUCGUUCAAAUCUGAGCAAUUCUUCAGUGGAAUCAGAAUUAGGAAAUAUUCUAGGGAAUAAUGUGUUCAAAUUAGAAACGAAUGAAUGUUAGAUAACCUAGUUUAAUCUUCUGAAUUCUUCCUGAAGAAUUUUGUGUUUCCCUUUGUAAAUGAGAAAGAUUCCCAAAGUUAAGUUCCCAUUUGAGUAUCUGAUUACAAAAUAAAGGGUCAUAUCUGACAUUCAAUAAUGAUUAGCCUAUUUCAUCAAUCAUUUUUGGAUCCCACAUAAUAUGGAAAUUUUUUCAUUAACAUUAAAUGGAAACUGCACUGGAUUGAAUGGCAUCCUCUCAAAGUUCAUGUCCUUUCCAAAACCUCAUAAUGUGACCUUAUUUAGAAAUAUGGCCAUUGUAGAUUUAAGUAGUUAAGAUGAGGUCAUACUGGAGCAGAGCAAGCACUUAAUCUGGUAUGUCUGGUGUCUUUACAAGAAGAGGAGAAGACAGAGACAUGUGAAAGAAUGCCACAUGGAGGGCAAGGUGAAGUGAUACAUCUACUAGCCAAGGGACCCCAAGAAUUGCUGGCAACCAUAAGAAGCUAGGAGAAAAGAAUGAAAUAGAGUCUCUCUGAGUCUUUAGUAGGAACUAACUCUGCUAACACCUUGGUUUCAGACUUGCAGCCUCCAGAGCAAUGAGAGAAUAAAAUAUCUGCUAUUUUAUGCCACCCAAUAUGUGUGGUCAUUUAGUAUGGCAGCUUUAGGAAACUAAAACUGCCAAAAAAACCUUGAAUAAUAUGCAUGGAAAGAAAUCCUGCUUCAAUAAACAAAAUUGAUUUCAAAAUAAUUGUAGUGUAAAUAUAUUUUAGCUAUUUUCUAUAAUAGGCUGUUUACCCCAAUCAUCCUUACCCAAUCAUCACUUCUUGGUCUUAGUUAUAGGAUGAGUAAUAAAACACAUGAAUAAGUUUCAAAUGGUUAGUUCUGGAAGAUCAUUUUGGAAAAUUUGUACAAUGCAUAUAGAAAAUAAAAACAUUAUUAAAAUGAAUGUACAUUUCUAAUAAAAUAUGAUAUUAAA
Sus scrofa (pig) is the source of this 3960-nucleotide messenger RNA. RefSeq names its product methyltransferase like 15 (gene METTL15). The record is from RefSeq and is a predicted model, not a curated record. Gene Ontology annotation, biological process: rRNA base methylation. NCBI's taxonomy places the organism in Eukaryota, Metazoa, Chordata, Mammalia, Artiodactyla, Suidae. Gene Ontology annotation, molecular function: rRNA (cytosine-N4-)-methyltransferase activity.